Molecule: messenger RNA, 496 nt
Organism: Eurytemora carolleeae
Lineage: Eukaryota; Metazoa; Arthropoda; Copepoda; Calanoida; Temoridae
Exons: 5
Coding region: 80-481 (133 amino acids)
Source: RefSeq, a predicted model, not a curated record
UUAAUUCAUUCAUGGUUCUUCAGGAAAAAAUGAAAAUGUUAACUUUUGAUAUCUAAAAGCUGUAAAAAAGAUAAACGGAAUGGCUGGGAAUGAAACAGAUCUGUUUAAGUUAAUAGGUUUCAGCUUGGAACCUCUUAAAGAACCUGAGGUGGACUUGCAUCAAACCAUCAAGGCUAUCUGUUUAGUAUCUAGCAUUUUCUUCCUUGUAGCCUCGUUUAUUUUCAAUCUCGCCGUCAUACUCAACAUUUGUAUCACUGGAAAAGCAAGGGUAGCGUAUUUCCGCUUGUUUCUACUAUAUUCCAUCCUGCAUUUUUGUUUUCAGUUGACAGUAGGGUAUAUUGAUACAAAAGAAAUACUCAGAGCUGCAGUUGAACCGUCAAAGGUUCUUGACUGGUUGGAUAGAUACUCACCGCUGAUCAGUCGAAGCGUUCUUGGAAUUUUGUUCCUUCUUGUAUCAGCUUUGACUAUUGAAAGGUAUUGAUUAAUAUGAAAAUGA